UCCCUCUCUGCCCCUCUCCUGCUCAAGAAAUGAACUUAAAAAUAAAAAAAAUAAUAAUAAAAGACAGAAUAAAGGAGGUCAGAAGGUGGUUUGCAAUCUUUGGACAUAGCUGGCUUUUAUUGCCCAUGAAGAGAUAAAGUUCCCCGGCCUUUCUUCAUUACCUUUACAAUUUGCUCAGAGUGUCGGGGUCACCAAAGAGCUCACUGUGAGAAGCAAAAAUCAUCCUGUGCCUCUCCCCACAGGUCAUGGGGCUUGGAGAGUGUCAGAGCUUGGAGGAGGGACCUGAGACACAGAGGACCCAACGUGUCCUGAGGAGUGUCCUGAGAACCUUGACCUCAGUGCCGCUGCCUGGCUCGGCACAGGCAUGAACAUGUGGUGGCAUCACUGGAGCCUGGACACCGAUCCGGACUUGAGACUUCCCUUGGUCAAUAACUCUGUAACCCCUGGCCAGGGCCGGUCUCUCGCACUCACCCAGCUUCCGACGUACCCACGUCUCUUGACCACAGUACCCUUGACAAUCAGACCACCUUCCGAAGCAACUGGAACAUUCUCGACGUUACCUUCGGAGGCCCCAUGCAGCCCACCCGACCGCACGCUGCGGGCUGGUGUUAGCGACGUGGUCCCAACAUGGCUGAGCAGGCCCGAGGGAUGGUUCGGAUCGAAGCAGGGGCAGAGUGGGGCCCGAACACAACCAGCAGCCCCGGAACGUAGGCCACACUCUCUGGAGCCUCAGGACGUGGAUAUCCGAGGACCAGGCAGAGGGGAGCCCUUCGGGGAGAGGGUGAUGUCAGAGAGAGAGAGAAUGAGCAUGCGUGGGGGAGAACAUGACACUGAGGACCCAGGUUGCUUUCCAACUUUCCAUUUGGCCACGCUCAGCUGGCCAGCAGCAUCCCAUCCUCAUGGUCAAAGACAGAUGGCUGAGCAAUUCCAGGCAUCGCAGACCGGCACACAUCAAACCAAGAAAGGCAUUUGCUCCCAUGAGUCUCUGCAUUAGGGGAAACCUUUCCUAAAAGCUGUCCUACAGGUCCUGUUGGCCAGGAUCCCGCCACAUGCCUACCGUCAGUCCCAAGGAAGUGAUUGGGAGCAAAGGAGACUUCCAAGGAUUCUUCCAAGGAACAACAAGAAACACAGACGUGGUCCCCUGCCAGCACUUUUGAGUCGCUGUCUUUCUCAUCCUUUCUGAGGGCUGUGGAUUUAAAGAAACUUUUUCUUUUACUAUGGCCUACGACAGAGUGGUAAAGUAUACCUUUGUAAACAAAGAUGAACCAUUUGCUUUUUCUCCC
Prionailurus viverrinus (fishing cat) is the source of this 1283-nucleotide messenger RNA. RefSeq lists its product as uncharacterized. The transcript is spliced from 6 exons. Bases 365 to 994 code for a protein of 209 amino acids. The record is from RefSeq and is a predicted model, not a curated record. NCBI's taxonomy places the organism in Eukaryota, Metazoa, Chordata, Mammalia, Carnivora, Felidae.